AUGUCCUUCUCCAACUUGGUCCACGACCUGAGCUACCGCGACCGUCCUACUUCUACCAACACCAACACCACCGCCGACACACGAGACAACCGCUCCACCUACUCUCGAGCGAGAUCUUAUGCCUCGACCGCUGCGACCAGCGUCAGCAUCAGCGGCGACAUCUCAAGCCAUCUCCAUGGCGGCUACUCACAUCCUCUUGCGCGAGCAUGGCAAGCCGAACGCCAACUGACAAAGAGCAUGCUCAUCUACCCACUCUUCAUCUCUGACGAACCAGACGACGAGACCGUAAUCCCCUCCCUACCCGGCCAGAAGCGCAUGGGCUUGAACAAGCUCGUCUCAUUCCUCCAACCGCUCAUCGCCAAAGGCCUCAAGAGCGUAAUCCUCUUCGGCGUUCCCUUGGCACCUACAGCCAAAGACCCCCUCGGUACCGCAGCAGAUGAUCCCAAAGGCCCCGUGAUAGCCGCUAUCCGUCUCCUACGACGUGCUUUCCCUCAUCUCUUCAUCACCUGCGACGUCUGCCUCUGCGAAUACACAAGCCAUGGGCAUUGCGGUAUUCUCCACGAAGACGGCUCCCUGAACAAUAACCUCUCCGUCGACCGCAUCUCCGACGUCGCAAUGGCAUACGCCGAAGCAGGCGCCCACUGCGUAGCACCCUCCGACAUGAACGACGGCCGCAUUCGCGCGAUCAAGCUGAAACUCAUCGAAGCUGGAAUCGCCCACCGCGUCGUCCUCAUGUCCUACUCCGCCAAAUUCUCCGGCUGUCUAUAUGGCCCCUUCCGCGACGCAGCGGGCUCUUGUCCUUCGUUCGGUGACAGGAGAUGCUACCAAUUGCCCCCAGGCGGGAGAGGUCUGGCGAGAAGAGCAAUCCAAAGAGAUAUCAACGAAGGAGCGGAUAUCAUCAUGGUGAAGCCAGCCACACAAUACUUGGACAUCAUCUCCGACGCGAAAGAGAUCGGGAAGGAUAUGCCCGUUGCUGCCUACCACGUCAGUGGAGAAUACGCCAUGAUCCACGCAGCGGCCAAAGCUGGCGUUUUCGAUUUGAAGACUAUGGCGUUUGAAGCAACAGAAGGAAUUUUGAGAGCGGGCGCUACGAUUGUGGUGUCGUAUUUCACACCCGAUUUCUUGGACUGGUUGGAGAACUGA
This is a messenger RNA of Lecanosticta acicola, 1143 nucleotides long. The record is from the annotation of a GenBank genome assembly. NCBI's taxonomy places the organism in Eukaryota, Fungi, Ascomycota, Dothideomycetes, Mycosphaerellales, Mycosphaerellaceae.